Molecule: messenger RNA, 326 nt
Organism: Cladocopium goreaui
Lineage: Eukaryota; Dinophyceae; Suessiales; Symbiodiniaceae
Source: the annotation of a GenBank genome assembly
ACCUCAACUGAUCUCACUAAGACUUAGCUGUUUAUCGCCCAUAUCCUACUGGUACAGUGGACCACCUGGGAUCAACACAGUGAACACCGCAGCCGGUUCCAGCCACAGAAACUGUCGCGAAAACUUCGACUGUCAUCGCUGACAUCAUGCCCAAGCAGAUCACUGAGAUUCGCCAGUUCUUGCAGAUCGCCCGACGCAAGGAUGCCAGAUCCGUGAAGAUCAAGAAGAACGGAACCCAGACCAAGUUCAAGAUCAGGUGCAGCAGGUACUUGUACACCCUCAUCAUGACUGACAAGGGCAAGGCUGAAACUAGGUUCAAACAAUGA